CUCAUAUCAAUUUUAGGGCAAGUGUAAGAUAUAUUCGAAAUUUCAUUGAAAGCCUUAACGAUAAUUGAUUUCCCCCAUUUACAAGACAAAAAUCAAUGAUUCUCCAUCUUUUAAGUCAAAACUUAUUACUUAGAAUAAACAGUAUGCAAAAUGAAAAAAAAUACAUUGCCUAAUAAAUUUUGAGAAAAAGAAAGUAUUAAAUUUAAGAAGGAUUACUAUUUUUAAAAAUGAGACGAUUUUUUUUGUAAAACCUUGAGAGCAAAAAGAGUUCUGCUGGAAAUGAUAACGAAGUUGACUUAUUUUGUGAGCUUUAAGUAAUAGAUUCGAUGGAGAAGUCGGGUUAACCAUAACUUAAAUAUAUGAUGUAAAUCUGUUUGUUUUAUUUACAGGAGUUCACACUCUUCUCUUGAUGAACCCAUUCAAAAUACAUCUGAGUAGGAAUUUCAUGCAAAUCAAAGUGAGCAGAAACUAUACGACUCGAAUUAGAAUGAGAUGAGAAUUUAAAGUAAUUAUGAUAGAAAUGAGAGUGUUUAAAUUUUGAACUAAAAAAAUGAACAAAAAAGACCUAUAAGAAAUAGAAGGAAAUUAAAUGCUAGUUCGUAAUUAAUGGAUUUUCAGUCCGAGAAUAAUUCAUCCUCUUAAAACUUAAGUAUUAUUGCUUGUAGGUGCACUAAAUCGAAUUGCUUGAAAUUGUAUUGUUUAUGCUUCCAUUAAAAUCAAAAAUGCUCUGAUCUUUGCAAGUGCUUUGAAUGUAAGAAUAAGGCAGAGCAUUUUGAGAUCAGAUUCAAUGCUCUAGAGAAGGUCAAAUAAAAAUUGCAUAGAUAGAAAAACGAUGAUGAUUUAUUUGAUAGAUCAAGGGUUUGGGGCUGCAAAUGCCAAAAAUCCUAAUGCCAAAAGAAUUAUUGUGAAUGCUUUGUCAGAAAUUAGAAAUGCUCUUCAAGUUGCAGAUGCAAAGAUUGUGCAAACAAAAAAAGAUUUCCAUUCUAGCAAAAAAAGAAAUAGAAGAACCAAACUUAGGUUUGAGUAUUUGA
Messenger RNA from Paramecium octaurelia, 1031 nucleotides. The record is from the annotation of a GenBank genome assembly. NCBI's taxonomy places the organism in Eukaryota, Ciliophora, Oligohymenophorea, Peniculida, Parameciidae.